AUGAAGACGCUGCUCAUUGCCUCAGCUCUUUUCGCUGUUCUUGCUGCUUUCCCAUGGCCGAGAGGGAAUGGAACUGACAGUAACAGUAGCCAAGACGAUGGAGAUGAUGGUUUCGAGGGCGGAUUCAACGGUGGACUCGGACAGGGAAGUUUUGGUGGAAACGGAAAUGGACAAGGACAGGGUGGAUUUGGAGGACAAGGACAAGGUGGAUUCGGUGGACAGGGAGGACAACAGGGUGGAUUUGGAGGAUUCGGGGGAUUCGGAGGACAAGGACAAGGUGGAUUCGGUGGACAAGGACAAUUCGGCGGGCAAAACGGACAAAACGGCCAAAACGGCCAAAACGGAUUCGGUGGGCAAGGCCAGGGUGGAUUUGGUGGACAAGGACAAUUUGGAGGACAAAACGGCCAAAAUGGACAGAAUGGAUUCGGAGGACAAGGCGGAUUCGGUGGACAAAACGGGCAAAACGGGCAAAAUGGUGGAUUCGGAGGACAAGGUGGAUUCGGUGGCCAACAAGGCAAAUCUUCCAACAACGGUCAAAACGAAUUCCUCUGUGAACUUCCCGAAUUGAUCGAGCAAAUCCCGAAAGUAAAGGAAAUCCGAAUCAAGACGAGCACAUUUGUCUCCGGCGCUCCAGUGAUCACCUCUCAACCGAUGGGCCCCGGCGCUCCUCCGCCACCACCGGGCGCUGGU
Molecule: messenger RNA, 690 nt
Organism: Mesorhabditis belari
Lineage: Eukaryota; Metazoa; Nematoda; Chromadorea; Rhabditida; Rhabditidae
Source: the annotation of a GenBank genome assembly